AGAAUACCCAAACCAAAAAGUAAGGAGGACCGAUGACCGGCAAAGCCGGUUAUAUCUGAAGCUCAAAUGAGAGGGAAAAUGUUACAUGUAUUUAUUUGUCAAUUGCUUCUCUUUCUCUCCCAGCUUACAAUUCACCCUCUGAGAUGUUCCUUUACAAGUCCCACUCCCACCUCUUUCUCUAUGGAACCACCUGCUCGCCUCCGAUGAUGUCACCUCCGUCUGUUACCUUCUCGCCGGUUUUUCCACUAAUGCAACUCCUCCAUUCUUAGGCCUCCCUCACCCUUCGUCGAAUCGCCGUCGAAAACUUCCUUUUAAAGCUUGCUAGAUAAGAUUCUUAUUCUCCGGCGGACGGAAACUUUAUCCGGUGGUUUCGUACUUGUUCUUGCUCUCGCCUUCUGUAAAUAGAUUUUUGCUAUUUGUUUUCUUUUUGCCUCGCUCUAUUUUCAUUUACCUUCAAUGCUUUAAUUUUGUUUCGUUUGGAAUUUCGAUCCGAUCGAUCUCCGGCGUUGGAUUAAUUAUUGUUUUAGAAGGAAAAAAGAGUUCAUCGUAGCUGAAUUACUUUGUUUUUGUUGCUAUUUGAGCUAAAUUAGCCUUAAAAAUUGAGGUAAAUUUGGGUGAGGUGAGAAAAGAAAAAGAGUAGCGUCUAAAGAUAAUUUGUAAAUUUUGCUGCUAUGUUGGAUCUUAAUCUGACUGAGGAAUCGUCCGAGUCGAUUCAGAACUCGAACUCUGUGGUUUUGAUGGACAAGUAUCAGUACCAGUACUCUGAAGGAUCGGGAACGUCUAAUUCAUCAAUCAUCAAUGCGGACGCCUCAAGCAACGACGACUCGUGCUCUACACGGGCCUGCACAGGUGAUGCUACUAAUAGCAGUAAUAACAAUACUAGUAGUUUAUUCACUUUCAACUUCGGAAUAUUGAAAGUGGGUGGUGGUGCUGUAACGGAGAAUGAAAACGUCGCCCUUGAGACCAAGGAGUUUUUCCCCGUGGGUAAUAGGAAGGAAGUUGGCGGGGAUUACGGGAAUUCUAUUGGGCAAGGCACCUCUAGGAACUGGAUUGAUCUCUCGUUUGAAAGGAAGCAAGACAUUGGUAAUGGAGAGGUGCGGGAGGUGCGGGUGGUGCAGCCACCGGCGCAGCAUGUUAAGAAGAGCAGGAGGGGACCCAGGUCCAGAAGCUCGCAGUACAGAGGAGUCACCUUCUAUAGGAGGACUGGACGAUGGGAAUCUCAUAUCUGGGAUUGUGGGAAACAAGUCUAUUUGGGUGGAUUUGACACUGCUCAUGCGGCGGCAAGAGCUUAUGAUCGAGCUGCUAUCAAAUUUAGGGGCGUUGAUGCUGACAUCAAUUUCAGUCUCAAAGAUUAUGAGGAGGAUCUGAAACAGGUAAAGAAUUUGACUAAAGAAGAAUUUGUGCACAUACUUCGUCGCCAGAGCACUGGUUUCUCAAGAGGAAGCUCAAAGUACCGAGGGGUGACACUGCAUAAGUGUGGUCGAUGGGAAGCAAGAAUGGGGCAAUUCCUUGGCAAAAAGUAUAUAUAUCUUGGGCUGUUCGACAGUGAAGUAGAAGCUGCAAGGGCUUACGACAAGGCAGCUAUCAAAUGUAAUGGAAGGGAGGCAGUGACCAACUUUGAGCCAAGUGCAUAUGAAGGGGAGAUGAUCUCUGAAGCCAGUAAUGAAGGUACUGGACACAAUCUUGAUCUGAACUUGGGGAUAUCCCGUUCUUUGGGUGAUGGCCCCAAGGAAAACGAGAGUUGUCUACAGUUCCACUUGGGCCCUUAUGCCAUGGACACCAAGAGUGCAAGGGAGAACUCAACAGCUCUAAUGGUGGGUGAUCUGCCUUCCAAAGGGCCAUUAAUAUCAGAUCGUCCAGUGUUCUGGAACAGCGUCUAUCCUAGUUUCUUUCCUAAUGAGCAGGAAAGAGCUCCAGAUAAGAGAAUUGAAUUGGGUUCUUCACAGGGACUUCCCAACUGGGUGUGGCAAACGCACGGUCAGGUCACUGCCACCCCAAUAACAUUGUUCUCUACUGCAGCAUCAUCAGGAUUCUCAUUUUCGGCUACACCUCCCUCUGCUGCCAUUCGUCCACCGAAACCUCCCAACCCAGCAGCCCACAAUCUAUGUUUCACUCCACCUGCUUCCAUGGCAACCAGUGCCACUCACUUCUACUGUCUAGUGAAGCCACCGCAGACACCACCAUAAAUGAUUCCCUCUGCAUUGUGGGGAGGUAAGAAUAAAAAAACAAUGGCAUUCAGCUUCAUAAUCAUAAUAGAUUGAAAAUAUUGAUUUGAUAUAUGCUAUUUCGUGCAUUUUUUACUCUUGAUAAAUCUUUACUUUGUUGGAUAUGUGAGAAUACUAUAAGCCCAUUUGCACGUGUUUUUGAGCAAAUAUGACAAAUUCUUAUCAUGUGAUUGCAGCUCCUCGUAUGGUUGUGUAUGAACUUUUUCCCCGUGCUUUUUCUGCCGUUUGAUAUUUUGCUGCUUUGGUUCAAUCCUUGGAGGCCCCACAAGUUGGAUUAUGAUUGUGCAAUACCUCGUAACAGUAGCAAAAAUAUGCUCCACUUACUACUGGCAAAAAAAAAAAGUGUGAAGAUUUUAGGAGUACAACUAAAACGCAUAGUACAUUUUUUACAUAAAGCUCUUUACAAGUGGGACAGGAACCCAAAUGAGAAAAGUUGUUUCCCAUUCUUUC
Molecule: messenger RNA, 2675 nt
Organism: Manihot esculenta (cassava)
Lineage: Eukaryota; Viridiplantae; Streptophyta; Magnoliopsida; Malpighiales; Euphorbiaceae
Product: ethylene-responsive transcription factor RAP2-7
Exons: 10
Coding region: 672-2186 (504 amino acids)
Biological process (GO): regulation of DNA-templated transcription
Molecular function (GO): DNA-binding transcription factor activity; DNA binding
Source: RefSeq, a predicted model, not a curated record